Mytilus trossulus (common blue mussel) is the source of this 3635-nucleotide messenger RNA. RefSeq lists its product as uncharacterized. The transcript is spliced from 4 exons. The record is from RefSeq and is a predicted model, not a curated record. The coding region runs from base 262 to 1260 and encodes 332 amino acids. Lineage: Eukaryota; Metazoa; Mollusca; Bivalvia; Mytilida; Mytilidae.
CAACAAUCGACGCAUUGUGUUUAUACGCAAUUAACCUUUUUUCAAGCAAAUUACAAUAACCAUUUACCGAAGUUGUCAGAUAUCAUUUUAAUUAUUUCUUUAGAUAAUUUGAAAAAUUAUAUCGUGCAUUUUUUCAUACGAAAAUAUAUUUUUUUAUGUACUACCUUUUUGUGUACCUAUUUCCGUAAAAUUGUAGUUGGGUUCAAAGGAAAAGUAAAAAAAAAUGCUGUUUUUAUAGACUACAAAAGUAACUUUAGAUCUAUGAUUAGGGGAAAGAGCGAUAUGGCUACUGCAGAGCCUUCAAGAUCACUGCUGCCUGCAAUAACACCAAGAAUUGCUACAGCUCCUCUUGGAUCUAGCAGAUUACAAACAGUUCCUAAACGGUAUGAGGAAACCAAACCAGUUGUUAUUCAGGGCCAUGCUCAUCGCAUGAUUAUAGGUAUUGGUCAUGAACUGCAGAGACGUUCCAUGGAAAUGUCUGAGGUGGAACGGUUGAGAGGUAUCCGAGAAGCAGAACAAGCAGUUUGGGCACAGGCUGAACAGAUCAAAGCUGAAGCUGUACAGAGAGCUAAAGAAGAAUCUAGGUUGGAUCAAGAAAAAAUGCUGAAAAAGGUCUCAAAAGCACAGGAAAAAGCGUUAAAGGAGGAGGCAUUACGAGUUGAGAUGGCGAUGCAGAAACUUGCAAUAGAACAGGUAAAACAGGAAAGACUGGAGGCUGAACAGAGGCUCAAGGAUGCUUUAUCAGAAAAAGAGAAAGAGUUUACAAAACGUUUAUCUGAAGCUUUGUCAGAGGCUCGGAAAGAAGAACAGACUGCUGCAGCAAAGAAAGCAGCAGACAUUGAAAAAAGUCACAAAGACAAACUAGCUGUAGCACUGAAGAAAGCUGAAACAGAGAAAACGAAAGCAGUGACAGAUCUUGAAGCUUCUAAAAAUAAAGAAAUGACAGAAAAAAUCAGUAAAACAGAAGAAAAUGAGAGGAAGAAAGCUGAUACUACAUUACAAGCUACAAAACAAAAAUAUGAGGCUGAAAUUACCAAAUUAAAAGGAGAUAUACAGAAACAAAAAGCAGAAAUUACCAAAUAUUUGAAGAAUAUUCAAGCAUUAGAACUGGCUAAAUUAAAUGUGGAAACUAAAUUACAUGAAGUAUAUACUGGAUAUCAGGACUUUAUAAACAGAAGCCAACCAUUUGAACCAGGCAUGUCAGACUAUUUAUUACAACCAGUUUAUAUUGACGAGGUUGGCAAAGUACCAGAACUUUGAAUAUAUGGUUGGAUUGUGAAAGACUUGUAAUAAGCUACAAAAAAAUGUGUACAUAAUAUCUGUCUGAAGUCAUCUUUCAGGGGCUUGUAUGAAGAGAGUUUAAAGGUUUCUCUAGGCCAAGUUAGCAACACUAAGUACUAUUACUAGUUUUCUGUAAAAUGACCAAAUCACUAAGGUUAUUUAAGCUUUUGAUAACUAACUGUUUUUGAAUGUACUAAAUACGGUGAAUUAUAAUUUGUUAUGAGGACCAUGAAAUCAGUAUAAGCUUUGUGUGCUGUCUAAAAGAGUUGUGUGUCUGUCACUGUCAGCCAACCAGAGCAUGGCACAGGCACACAGAACAAGUUAUUAUUUUCAUUUUUAAAAGUGGAAUCUUUUUAUUAACAACAAAUUUGUUUAUUGUAUUGAAUGCUGAAAUUCUAUUUCUGAAUCUUUUUGCAUUAUGGUUAUCAAAUUUUAUUUACAUGCUUUAUAGGUUGUUAAUGAGUCAAAACUGUUAAGAAUAAAAAAAAUAGUAUAUUGUAAAUUAGAAGUACAAGAUACGGAGUAGAGUACAAGUAUGAUAAAAAUCUGUUAUUUUUUAACAAGAAAAAAGGUUAGACAUCAUGUAUAAAAAUCUUACUGCUGAAUGCUUUAUAUAUUUUUGUUUUGAAUAGUGCCAAUAAUUAUGCCUUCUAAAGAGUUUACUUGUGAAAGCCAAAUGACUUGUUUAUUGUGCCUUAGAUGUAUUUCUAUAAAAUUUUGUUGCCAAAUUAUUAUUUUACUUAUUAAUACCGCAACCUUAAAACUUUUCCAUCUACAGAUGUAGUACAUGUAUCUUUUGUUUUCUUGAAACAUUAAAAUCUAUGUCACAGUGAUAUUAGUGUCUGUGAAUGUACAAACAUUCUGCUGAUGAAAAGUAAGCUUUAAUAUUUGAUUUUGUCAGGGACUCUUCAGGGAUAAACAUUACUGUGUUUUCACUUACAGCUUUCUUCUAAGCACUUCACAUGCAUACCAUAUAAAAUUCGGUGUAACUAUUUGUUAAAAGAUUAUAUAUUUAUUCAUUGAACACAUUGUCAAUAUCAAUAGUCAUGUUUGGUAAUUUUCACAAAAGUUACUAAGCAUUAUAUUAUAAUAAUAGGAAUGAUAAUUUGUAUUUUGAAAUGGUGUUUAUGUGUUCAGCUGAUAUUCAAUUUUUUUAAUAUUUAUCGGUUCAAGAAAUUUCAUGCAUUAUGAAUUUGUUAUUGAGAAAACUAGAUUACACACUUAAUCUUUUACUUUUGGAAUAACUUGUCAUUAUCUUAUCUUGUGACACAGAUGUUACUUUUCACUAUUUUAUAAAAUCUUUUUCAUCUUUUUACCUUAUUGUCAUAAAAGAUUGCUCAUUCUACAGGCAAUCAAACUAUCUGUGAUUAAGUUAUGUUAUUUUUUAUAUUUUUGUAUACACCUGUUGAAGUUUUCAAAUGAAUUUGUUAUAUUACAUUAUAUCCAAUCUUUAAAAGGUUGUUUUUUUCUGCUGCUGAUUUAUUCUUUUUUUUAAUUUUAUGAAGAGCUUUUUUUUAAAUGUCCAAAGUUGAAACAAGAUUGCUUAGACUGAAUUCAUCUUAGAUAAAAUCGCUUAAAAAAGUUUGAGCAAUGUUAAUAUAUAUAUCUUUAUUUGCAAAACAUACAAAAACCAAUUUUGGUUGUGGCAAAUACAUUAGAAACCUUUUGAGAUGUGAUUUUGACAAAAUUCUAAUUGGAAUAAGUUUGAGCAAUGUUAAUUAAAAACCUUUUGAGAUUUGAUUUUGACAAAAUUCUAAUUGGAAUAAGCAGUUGCAAUGAAAUGAGUUUAUGUCAUAUAAAGUUUGUGUUUUUAAUGGGAACCAGAGCAUAAAUCAGAAAUGUAUUAAAUGUAUAUUUUAGAGUAGCAAUAGUUCUACCAAUGGUUGUAGAGGACUUUAGUUGCUUUGUUAUAGGGUUACGGUUUCUUAUCAGUUGUUCAAGUGCAUAAUUUGGUUGUAAUUUUGUUUAAAAGGAUGAAAACAUAGGACAAAACCUUUGACCAAAAUAGAUUUGUUCUAAAUAGAAAUAUUUGCAUAUUUAUUAACCUUUGAUGAAGGCAUUGGCUGCCAAAAAACAUGGAUUUAUUUUUGAUAUUAUGAUUAGGAAUUCUUUCUCUAUAAAAACUGUGAUUGUAGAAUAUCUAGACUUCAGAAAGAAUUUGAUUAUAGAGUAUAUUUUUUGUUUAGUAGGAAAAUGUCUGCAUCAGAAUAUGUGUACCAAAUUGUUUUAUGCAAUCUAUAGAUCUAAAUGUUAUAUAUUUUGUUUUUGUCUUGCCUUUUGUUUUAUUCAACUGCUGCUCUGUAUUGUUGAAGAUUAUAUUGAGAUUCUGUGAUAAAAAAUAUACUUGUUUUGAA